Molecule: messenger RNA, 1189 nt
Organism: Cladocopium goreaui
Lineage: Eukaryota; Dinophyceae; Suessiales; Symbiodiniaceae
Source: the annotation of a GenBank genome assembly
UCUGGCAGUGGAGCUCAUGUCAAUCCUGGUGAAGUUUGGAAUUUGGGCUGUGCCUCUGGGCGUCGUCUUGGCGUUUCUUCCUCUUCUGUACCAGACAGAGUUUGAAUCCACUGACUUUGAUUAUGUACAGGAAACCUGCAAUAGAACACUGGGCAGCUACAAGUUGCAGUGCCCAAAUAUUUCCUCAGACCUCAAGGAGCUCUUUAAAUCACACGGCGUAGUGGUGCUACGUCAAGUUCUUCCACCCGAGUUGAUCGAAGAUUUGAUCGGGGAAGUGCAAUGCCGCUUCCGCCCCAAGGAGAAAUCCAGGUCAUGGGCAUUGUUCGCAAGGAAUGUGUGGAUGGAUUCCGAGGUGUUUGGCAGAUUUGCCCUACACCAAGAUAGCCCCUUGGGCUGCUUGGCAGCGCAACUCAUUCCUGGUGCUCAUACCAUCCGCUAUGGUCAUGAGGAACUAAAUAUGCUUGUGGAAGAACAGAAUGGGACGGAGGCAUGGCAAACUGACCUUGAGAGCAAUUUGCCUGAGAAUCUCACUGGAUCUGUACCUUUGGUGCGUUUCUUUCUUCCACUGAUCCGCCAGAAUCUCAGCAAUGUCACCGGUGGAUCUGAGAGUGUUUUCCCCUUGAACCAUUUUGCACGACUACGGAAGUAUUAUCCACCGUGCUUCGAUGAAGAUGGUCGAUUGAAAGGAACCUGCUUAGCCAUGAACAACCUGGCAGCAGCUCCCGCUUUGGCUCCAGGAGAUUUGUUACUCUACAGUCCAUUGAUGCCGCACCGCACACAACGGAUGCUGAGCGGCUCUCGGAUUGGUCUCUCCGGCAGCUUGUACGAGCCGAGCUUGCUCAUCCCAUGGGUGGCAGAGGUGAAGUCCCUUGAGCUUCUGACUGAGCCUCCAGACAUGGGGCUAGUGUGCUGGGAUAAGAGCACGAAGGAAUGGCAUGGCAAUCUGAAUUGGCAAAGUGCGGGAACUCACGGCAUCAGCAAUGGUACCACAGCUUGUUUUCCUCAAGUCUAUCCGCAGCCGCAGGAGAACGAAAUGGUCACACGCUUCUCCAACUAUUUGCUGAAUCCAUAUGGACCCCAUUCAGUGAAGCUACGGCGAUUCCUGCACUCCUUUCCAUUGCAGAAGCUCAUUGGCGCUGCACCAGGAUGGCUUCUCCCUUGGUUCACCUAAACUGCCGACAGAGGAAAA